CAAGAUUGUGGACAGAAUAGAUGAUGACAAAGAUGGCUUUAUCACAACAGAGGAGUUAAAAACCUGGAUUAAACGAGUGCAGAAACGCUACAUCUAUGAAAAUGUGGCCAAAGUUUGGAAAGAUUAUGAUCUAAACAAGGAUGAUAAAAUUGCCUGGGAAGAAUACAAGCAAGCCACAUAUGGUUAUUAUCUAGAAAAUCCAGAAGAAUUCCAAGAUGCCACUGAUCAGCACAGCUUUAAGAAAAUGCUGCCCAGAGAUGAAAGGCGAUUCAAAGCUGCAGAUCUGGAUGGAGACUUGGCUGCCACUCGUGAGGAGUUCACUGCUUUCCUGCACCCAGAGGAGUUUGAGCACAUGAAAAACAUUGUUGUCUUAGAAACCUUAGAAGACAUAGACAAAAACGAGGAUGGUUUUGUGGAUCAAGAUGAAUACAUUGCUGAUAUGUUUGCAAAUGAAGAGGGUGGACCAGAGCCCGACUGGGUGAUUACAGAGCGUGAGCAGUUCGCAGAUUUCCGUGAUCUCAACAAGGAUGGAAAGAUGGACAAAGAUGAGAUCCAGCACUGGAUCCUCCCCCAGGACUAUGACCAUGCACUAGCUGAAGCCAGGCACUUAGUCUAUGAAUCUGAUGUAGACAAGGAUCAAAAACUAACAAAAGAGGAAAUUCUAGACAACUGGAACAUGUUUGUUGGAAGUCAAGCUACCAAUUACGGGGAGGACCUCACAAGAAACCAUGAUGAGCUAUGAUCCAGUGUGCCAGCCAGUGUGCCACACAUCUUUUCUCCACCUUACUGAAUUCACUGUGUCCAUCCCCUCCAGGAGGGAAGAUGGCCAAGGGACACUCACAACUGAAUAACUUGCAUUAAUAUUAUUUUUAACAUGCCAGUUUAUUACCUCAGAAACCACAUAGAAAUAGCUUUUUUACUCCUUUCACAUGGUUAAACACAAUCUUUAGUUACUAGAGUUUUAUUUUUGAAAAAAUUAAGAGGGUAACUUUUCUGAAUAGGUUAGAGCCUGGCAUGGAAAAGGGACUUCUAAAAACAUUGCAAAGAUCUUUAAUAGCCAAGUCUUUUCUUCAAAUACCCACUUUUACCAUAGUGAAAUGCACCUAGGAUUAGAACCCUAAUGUUUAAUCAGACUUAAGUUAUUUAGUUGUCUUUUCUAAUAGUUUAGAGGUGACCCUUUGAGCCUCCUGCCCAGAGAAGAGUUUGAUACCAGCUUUGUCUCCACAGAAUUGCUGUGUUGGGUGAGUGCUGCUGCAGCCCCCUGGCUCCUGCUCCAAUGUGCAAAUGCACAGGUCCCUUGUCCCUGACCCUGCGUUCCCAGGCAGGGAUGCAGAGUCCAGCCUGGCAGCUGCUCCUUCCACAGCAGGGUAAAGUACAGCUGUUUGUGGGCCCUUGGCCUGGCUGCUUCCUGGGAGGAGUUGUGCCACAUGGAGCAUAAUUUAUCUCCUGCUUUUCACACUUCACCCCAGCCCUGCUCCUGUUCACACAGUGUGAAUGGCAGCAGCUCUGUGAUGGAGAAGGAAUGAGACAUGUCAUCCCUCUGGGCCUUGUGUCUCCUCUGCCACUAAGAGGACAGAUUCUUGUGGCUGAACUUCUGGGUUUGUGUGUUUAUACCUGUAACUCUAGAGACAUCUCUCCUUCCAAAAAAGGGGGAAGUUUUAGGUGCUUUAUUUUUUACUGUAUAAUGUGAGUUGUUACAUGUAUAUUUUUAUAUAACCAACUUCUCCAAGUUUGGUUGUUUUUAUCUGUACUGGUUUGAAAAGAAGCACAAUAAAACCAAUACUACUUCUUGGUA
Messenger RNA from Zonotrichia albicollis (white-throated sparrow), 1795 nucleotides. The record is from RefSeq and is a predicted model, not a curated record. Lineage: Eukaryota; Metazoa; Chordata; Aves; Passeriformes; Passerellidae.